AGAAUCAUGGGCGAGCUGUAUAUAAUCUUUCGGCCCCCACCCAGGACCCCCAAAUCAAAACGCACCAAUCGAUCACGAUUCCCUAACAAAUAAUUAUCUUAAAAUCUGUUUCAAUUGGGACUAAGCAAUUCGAGUCUGGAAACAAUGACCGAAACAAAGGAAACAAAAUCGUUCUUGAGGCAGUACUGGGAAGAGUACAAGGAAUUCUGGGCUGAGAGAUUCUCAUUUCUGGAUAAUUAUUCAAGAUUUCUUCACCCUGAGAAGCCAUUGCCGCAUUGGGACAGCUCUGUUGUGGAAGAGUUUAUUGCAUCUGACCCCGUCCAUGGCCCCGUGCUUAAAACUGCCAGGGAAGCAGCUAAAUUUGGUGUUGUAAGUGCUGCAGUUGGAGCAGUUUCAACAGCUGGAUAUGCUUGGAGGUGGUCAAAGAGUCCUCAUGGUACUGCACUGUCGUUUGCUUUCGGAGCUGUAGUUGGUGGGACUUUUGGACUUGAAAUUGCUAACCACUGGCACCAGCUAUAUAGGUUGGAUACAAUGGGUUCACAGGUUAAAUUCUACGAGUGGCUGCAGAAUAGAGCUGGAGGGAAUUAUUAAAAUAAUCACAACAAGAAACUUUCUUUUCCGCAAUAAUCAUAAUAAUAAUAAUAACCCAUUGGAUGAGGAAUUCUUACUUGGAGUUUGUUUCACUAGUAAAAUGCACGGGCGUUGCUCGUGAGCAUAAUUGUACUUUUA
Molecule: messenger RNA, 729 nt
Organism: Sesamum indicum (sesame)
Lineage: Eukaryota; Viridiplantae; Streptophyta; Magnoliopsida; Lamiales; Pedaliaceae
Product: succinate dehydrogenase subunit 6, mitochondrial
Cellular component (GO): respiratory chain complex II (succinate dehydrogenase)
Source: RefSeq, a predicted model, not a curated record